Molecule: messenger RNA, 1719 nt
Organism: Empidonax traillii (willow flycatcher)
Lineage: Eukaryota; Metazoa; Chordata; Aves; Passeriformes; Tyrannidae
Gene: LRRTM4
Product: leucine rich repeat transmembrane neuronal 4
Exons: 2
Molecular function (GO): protein binding
Source: RefSeq, a predicted model, not a curated record
GGGAUCCUAAGUCACACAAAAGGAGUGGCACCGGUGAGAGAUGGCGAGGCACGACCUCAGAGGACGGGAAUUUGCACCACAAAAGCCCCAGACGGGAGGCAAACAGGUUUCCAUUUAAUUAAGCAGCUGAGAGGCACGGGCUCGCUCCUGGUGCCGCUGCUUCCCCUGGUGCUGCUGCUGCUGCUGCUGCUCGCGGUGCUCUCGGGGGCUCAGCGAGCCUGCCCCAGGAACUGCCGGUGCGACGGCAAGAUCGUGUACUGCGAGUCCCACGCCUUCCGAGACAUCCCCCACAACAUCUCCGCCGGCUCCCAGGGCUUGUCCCUGCGCUACAACAGCAUCCAGAGGCUCAAACCCAACCAGUUCGCCGGCCUCAACCAGCUCAUAUGGCUCUACCUCGACCACAACUACAUCAGCUCCGUGGACGAGGACGCCUUCCAGGGGAUCCGCCGGCUGAAGGAGUUAAUCCUGAGCUCCAACAAGAUCACCCUCCUGCACAACAAGACCUUCCACCCCGUGCCCAACCUGCGCAACCUGGACCUGUCGUACAACAAGCUGCAGGUGCUGCAGGCCGAGCAGUUCAAGGGCCUGAGGAAGCUGCUGAUCCUGCACCUGAGGUCCAACUCGCUGAAAACGGUGCCCAUCCGGGUGUUCCAGGACUGCCGGAACCUCGACUUCCUGGACCUGGGCUACAACCGCCUGCGGAGCCUGUCCCGGAACGCCUUCGCCGGCCUGCUGAAGCUGACGGAGCUCCACCUGGAGCACAACCAGUUUUCUAAGAUCAACUUUGCCCACUUCCCGCGCCUCUUCAACCUGCGCUCCAUCUACCUGCAGUGGAAUAGGAUCCGCUCCAUCAGCCAGGGGUUGACGUGGACCUGGAGUUCCUUGCACAACUUGGAUUUAUCGGGGAACGACAUCGCGGGGGUAGAGCCUGGGACCUUCCAGUGCCUCCCCAACCUGCAGAAGCUCAACCUGGAUUCCAACAAGCUCACCAACAUCUCCCAGGAGACCAUCAACACGUGGAUCUCGCUCAUCUCCAUCACCCUGUCCGGGAACAUGUGGGAAUGUACUCGCAGCAUCUGCCCCCUUUUUAACUGGCUCAAGAACUUCAAGGGCAACAAGGAGAGCACCAUGAUCUGCGCGGGCCCCAAGCACAUCCAGGGCGAGAAGGUGAGCGACGCCGUGGAGACCUAUGACAUCUGCGCCGAGAUCCCGGUGGCGGCCACCGAGAGGCCCUACCAGGCGCCCAAGACCCCACCCAGGCCCGUCUUCGUCCCCAAACCCACCGUCUCCAAGCUGGAGAGCCACCAGCGGCCCAGCCCCGCCGCGCCCAGCCCUUCCCUCGCCGUCCCCACGCCGGGAGUGGAGCCGGAGUACGAGCACGUGUCGUUCCACAAGAUCAUCGCGGGCAGCGUGGCCCUGUUCCUGUCGGUGGCCAUGAUCCUGCUGGUGAUCUACGUGUCCUGGAAGCGCUACCCCGCCAGCAUGAAGCAGCUGCAGCAGCACACGCUCAUGAAGAGGCGCAGGAAAAAGGCCAGGGAGUCGGAGAGGCAAAUGAACUCCCCUUUGCAGGAGUAUUACGUGGACUACAAGCCAACAAACUCUGAGACCAUGGAUGUAUCGGUCAAUGGAUCGGGGCCCUGCACUUAUACCAUCUCUGGCUCCAGGGAAUGCGAGGUAUGAACCAUGAUCCUCCUAAAACCAUUUCAGCUGCUGGGAAGG